CUUGUAGAGUUCUAGCAAAGAGGUGGCAUCUGUUUUUACUUUUAUAUGUUUAAAUUUCCAUCAUUAUAACAAAAUCGAUUUUUUACAGUAAUGAUUCUCAGUGUGGAGUCAUUUAAUUAUUAAGACCCAUUGACAUGAGAUUACAUCCUCUGCCUAUAAAAAUCCUGGAAGAAAACCUAGGAAAUAUUCAUCUGGACAUUGCACUUGGCAAUGAAUUUAUGGAUAGAAAAUGCAGUUGAAAGAUAUUUCAUAAAGGAAGAAAAAGUAAGAAUACAGCUUUAACCGUUUAUUUUGGUGGAGUCUUUAAGAUUUUCUCUACCUUGAGUGCGCCAGGCGCGGGGAGCCUAGGACCUGGAACGAGAGCCGCCUACCUGCAGCCGCCGCCCACGGCACGGCAGCCACCAUGGCGCUCCUGCUGCGCUUCGUGCUCCUGUGCGGAGUCGCGGAUUUCAUCAGAGGUUGGAGUAUCACUACUCCUGAGCAGAUGAUUGAAAAAGCCAAAGGGGAAACUGCCUAUCUGCCAUGCAAAUUUACGCUUAGUCCUGAAGACCAGGGACCACUGGACAUCGAGUGGCUGAUAUCACCAGCUGAUAAUCAGAAGGUGGAUCAAGUGAUUAUUUUAUAUUCUGGAGACAAAAUUUAUGAUGACUACUAUCCAGAUCUGAAAGGCCGAGUACAUUUUAAGAGUAAUGAUCUCAAAUCUGGUGAUGCAUCAAUAAAUGUAACGAAUUUUCAGCUGUCAGAUAUUGGCACAGAUCAGUGCAAAGUGAAAAGAGCUCCUGGUGUUGCAAAUAGGAAGAUUCAGCUGGUAGUUCUUGGUAAGCCUUCAGGUACAAGAUGUUACGUUGAUGGAUCAGAAGAAAUUGGAAGUGACUUUAAAUUAAAAUGUGAACCAAAAGAAGGUUCACUUCCAUUACAGUAUGAGUGGCAAAAAUUGUCUGACUCACAGAAAAUGCCCACUUUAUGGUUAGCAGAAAUGACUUCAUCUGUUAUUUGUAAAAAUGCUUCUUCUGAGUACUCUGGGACAUACAGCUGUAUCAGAAACAGAGUGGGCUCUGAUCAGUGCCUGUUGCAUGUAAACGUUGUCCCUCCUUCAAAUAAAGCUGGACUAAUUGCAGGAGCCAUUAUAGGAACUUUGCUUGCUCUAGUGCUCAUUGGUCUUAUCAUCUUUUGCUGUCGUAAAAAGCGCAGAGAAGAAAAAUAUGAAAAGGAAGUUCAUCACGAUAUCAAGGAAGAUGUGCCGCCUCCAAAGAGCCGUACGUCCACUGCCAGAAGCUACAUAGGCAGUAAUCAUUCAUCCCUGGGAUCCAUAUCUCCUUCCAACAUGGAAGGAUAUUCCAAGACUCAGUAUAAACGAGUACCAAGUGAAGACUUUGAACGCACUCCUCAGAGUCCGACUCUCCCACCUGCUAAGGUAGCUGCCCCUAAUCUAAGUCGAAUGGGCGCGAUUCCUGUGAUGAUUCCCGCACAGAGCAAGGAUGGGUCUAUAGUAUAGAGCCUCCAUACGUCUCAUCUGUGCUCUCCGUGUUCCUUUCCUUUUUUUGAUAUAUGAAAACCUAUUCUGGUCUAAAUUUUGUUACUAGCCUCAAAAUGUAUCAAAAAAUAAGUUAAUCAGGAGCUGUAAGGAAUAUAUUUUUAAAAAUUUUUGUUUGGUUAUAUCGAAAUAGUUAUGGGCAUUAAGGUUAGUAAAGACAAGUUUACCAUCUGAAAAGGCUGGAUUUUCUUUAAGAGGCUGAUUAUAAAGGUUUCUAAAUGUUAUCAGUACCUAAGUAAGAUGUAGCACUUUGAGUAUGAAAUCAUAGGUGAAGAAAUCGGUGAACUUACUUGCAUACCAAGUUGAUACUUGAGUAACCAUCUGAAAGUGGUACUUGAUAAUUUUUACCAUUAUUUUUAGGAUGUGUAUCUCAUUUAUUUAUGGCCCACAAGUCUCCCCCAAAUUAGUACAGAAACAUCACUGACAAAAUUACUUAUGUACGUUUGUACUUGUUUUCACAGCUCCUUGGAAAACUCUGUGUUCGGAAUAUCUCUAAAAACAUAGAAAACACUACAGUGGUUUAGAAAUUACUAAUUUUACUUGUAAGUCAUUCAUAAACCUUGCCUAUGAAAUAACUUCUUAAAUAUUUAGUUGAUAGACUGCUACAGGUAAUAGGGACUUAGCAAGCUCUUUUAUAUGCUAAAGGAGCAUCUAUCAGAUUAAGUUAGAACUUUUGCAGUCUGCCACAUAUUGAGAUGGCACUAGGUGCAAUAGCAGGGAUAGAUUUUGUUGGUGAGAGGUCUCAUGCCUUGAGAUCUGUGGUGGUGUUUAAAAUGGUGGCCAGCCAGACCAAGGAUGUAGUAUCUCAUAGUCCCCAACUAAAGGCUGGCUUUCCACUUUAGGUGAUAUUUUUCUAAUUAGAAAAAUAUUAUAACUCAUUUAUUGUUUGACAAUUAUAGAUUGAAAUUUCCUAAUUCUAACUUUUAAGUGGCUCUUUGGUUUCAGUGCUCUAUGUUGUUUGUUGUUGGUUUUGGAUGGCAUUACAUAUUAUAUGUUCUAGAAACAUGUAAUCCUAAAUUUACCCUCUUGAAUAUGAUCCCUGGAUGAUAUUUUUAUCAUAAAUGCAGAAUAAUCAAAUACAUUUUAAGCAAGUAAGUGUCCUCCAUCAAUUCCAUAUUCCAGACUUGGGAGGAUGUACAGUUGCUGUUGUGUGAUCAAACAUGUCUCUGUGUAGUUCCAGCAAAUCAAGCUGAGCUUCAAAAAAGUUUGAGUCUUAGUUUUGUGAAAGUGAUUUAUUCUUAAAAAAAAAAAAGAAAGAAAGAAAAAAAGAAAAAGAAAAAAGAUAAGAAAAAGGAGUAAAGCGACCACUCCUCCUUGUCAAAUGUGCUAAAUAUCAUUUUAGGAGAAGAAAGUGGAUGUAUUGUAUCUCCCUUAAGAUUGUGAGGGAGUGUGGAUACAGUAGAAUGAGCCAAUAGUUUCUUUAUAAUAAAUACGGUCUGCAAUAAAUUAUUUCACUAGCUCUAAAACCUUUCCCUAGAUUUUAGUGGGGAGUUGGUUUCUGUUAAUAUCUUUGGGUGCUGUGGUGGUAAAUGCUACAUUAUAAACGAUGGCAUGUAUUUACAGUUACAGUAUUGUGUGUACACUUUUUAAUGGUAAACUUAAGCUGAAUGUGUAAUGGAUUUGUGUAUAGUUUUACAUAUUUGGAAGCAUUUUAAAAAUAGGUUUUAACCUUACAUAAAAUUACUUUUAUACUUCUGUUAACAUUUUCUUCUGUGCCUUUUGGGUAAUUUAAUUUCUGUUAUGAAUUUCUGGUGCCUAUGAGCUAGCUAUCACCUACCUGAGAGUUGCUUAGAGGUGAAGUUACUGUUUCUAAAAACACAUCACUGUGACAUCUUUCUAUCCUCAUAUUUUCAAGCUUGCCUCUUUUCUGUUCUUUGUGGAUGUAACUUAAGUGAUUGUGUUAUUCAUAAAGAUUUAGAAAUUUCAAUAUUCCCAACACUCUGACUAUGUUUCUGAUUU
Molecule: messenger RNA, 3493 nt
Organism: Gorilla gorilla gorilla (western lowland gorilla)
Lineage: Eukaryota; Metazoa; Chordata; Mammalia; Primates; Hominidae
Product: coxsackievirus and adenovirus receptor-like
Biological process (GO): homotypic cell-cell adhesion
Cellular component (GO): bicellular tight junction; intercalated disc; basolateral plasma membrane
Molecular function (GO): cell adhesion molecule binding
Source: RefSeq, a predicted model, not a curated record